UUCAGGACACUUGUUUGCGUGUAACAAACUGGAGGUUCCACCGAGAUAACCAGAUCACACCACAAGGGGGCACUGCUGUUUGAGACCAAGGAUCCACAGGAGAAAAAGGUGCACCUCAACUGUUUUCAGUUGCCCACAGAUUUCUCGAGCUCACUCAUAGGAGUAGUGCUUUCAAAAGAUGGCGUACAUCUUCAAUUAGAGUCCUGUAGUGAGGGACUGAGCCAGGAAGCCGGCAUAUCAGAGAGACGGCUGGUGACUCCUUCCUAAAACCCUCAUUCCUCAAGAAACCCUUCCUUCUUCCUGAUCCAGGUCCUGGAACCAGAAUCUAAUGUGACGAAUGUGGGGAAUUGCAGUGGUAAGCUAUAACUCCAAACCAGAAUGACUGCUUGAUUGUGAUGAUGAUAAGACAUGGGGCUCUCAAAUCCGAUGUGUUUCAUAUCAAUACUCAGCAGAAAAAUGCAAAGGAAAUUGAAGCUUAUUAUGCUGCUGCCCCUAAAUCCUGGAUGGCAACUUCCUGGUUAAAAAAAAAAGAGUCCUGAGAGAAAAUUCCCCUCCUGAUACCUGUAUUUCAUCCCCUUUUCCAAUGUCCUAUCCAAUUCAUCUGGAGUCUCUGUCACCUCUGAGAGCUGUACUUCAUCCUGACCACCUUGCAGGAAUACCAGGUAACCCACCUGCUGGCAUAUGCCCUCCUGGUUUCAGGAAUUGCAUUUUUAUUAGCAAGUAUUAAACCAACUGGCUUAACUUUUGCCAUUUUUCACUGAUCUUGCUGUAGUUUUGCUUAUACAGUGGUCUGUUCCCCCUUACAAAGGGUAAAAUUUGGUUUGGAAAUAUAUAUCCUGCAGUCUUGCCUGUACCUUCUCUAUUCUCUCUUUCUAAUAGAGAUGGGAAUUAGUUCUUCUUUCUCACAUCCUGCCAGUGACUCUGUUCUGUCUCCAGUAGCCUAAGGUACCACCAUCCACAUUUCUGUAACUACACCUGUGCCUGUAAGUGACUUGUCUUCUGUGCCUGCAUUGAACUGCACUGGAACGUGACCUCUGUAGCUGUGCCAACCUGAUCCUGCAAUUGAUCCAGCCCCAGCUGUAUUCCUCCCUGUUCCUGCCACUACACCACACCUGCAACUGACCAGUUUCCUGUACCUACACCAGCUUGUGACCACCUGCAAAUAGCUGCACUCAUUUGUUCCUGUGACUGAGCCAAUCGUGCAGCUGCACUCUUCCACUCCAAGAACUGGAGUUUAAGCUGCCUUAUCUUCAGGCCGGUCCAAGACAUGUUAGACACCGCCAAUGCCAGAAUGCCCGGUGGAGAUGGAGAUUCAUCCAGGAAGGCUCCUAAAUUCCAGAGUGCUAAAUCCGUUCUGCUGUUCUGCUUUCUGAUCCCUUUUUGCAGCCUGCCUUGAGGACUUAGCUGCUACUUGGGGAACCAAGUCCAAAAUUUGAGUUGGACCCGCAAAACGGCUGAACCUGUCAUCUUUCUGCCUGCACAGUGGUCUGUCCAGAGAUGAACUGUUCUCUUGCCUAUGGGGAGUUCCAUUCCAACAUCUGUCUAUCGAACUACCUAGAAUUUUGCCUGCAUCUGACUGCUUUGUUUCCUACGUGUACCCAUCCAAAGGGGAGCUGUUUCAACCUAGCCUGUGGACUCAAAGUUAAACGCAACUUGAUAUACCUGCUUCGACCUAAGGAAGGCAAUGCCGAGCUCCCCACCAGAUGGUUCAUGCUGUGUGGACUCUUAGCCUUCUCUUAUAUCCCUGAAUGUGCAACCAGUGGCCCAUGCGCCAUUGGAAGACUGCUGGUUCCCUGGAAAGGAACACCUGAAGUGCAGGACACCCGUCCAAAACACAGCUUGGUCCUGGAUAAAACUUGUAACUCCCAUGUCUCACUCCUCACCGUCACAGAAGCAGGCUUGUUGGCUGGUUUCCUAGUCGGUGUUCCCGGACUUUCCGUAGGGAACAUUCGCAACAUUGAUGUCUUAGCUUGUCUGGUUGUUAAAGGCAUGAACAAGACUUCCAAGGCACUAAACAAUAUGCUGCAAGAUCUUAAAGCAACUGAACGUGCCACUAUACAGAAUCGCAUGGCUAUUGACUAUUUGCUUUUGAAAGCCAAUCAUGGAUGUGAGACGUUUGAAGGCAUGUGCUGUUUGAACCUCAGUGACCAUUCACAGACAAUUGAAUCCCACAUCAAGAAGCUGCAAGAUAUGGCCAAGCAAAUCACCAUCAGCAAUGGGUGGUUUAGUGAUUUUUUUGGUUGGGUGGGAGAUUGGUUUCAUGAGUUUGGGAUCUGGACUGAAAGCAGUCCUUGUUUACAUUGCUAUUGGGAUCUUGAUUAUUGUUUGCAUCUGUACCUGUGUUCAGUGCAUUCCAUUCAUAAGCACACGGUUAAAAUAUGCAAUUUGUUCUAUGAUACCUAAGCAGCCAUCCCGUGCCGAAUGCAUGAUGAUGGUGGCCAGGAGAUGUGCUGAGCUGAAAGCUGAACAAGAUCAAAAUUAAGUGGGUGUCAGUGAAGAAUAACUUUCACUGACCCACAAGAUUGUGGGACACAGUCCUGACCUCCACUAAAUUCUGAGUAGUAAGCAGGGAGCCUCAGAGUACCUGAGUGAUAUUUUAUGCAACUCUAGAUAUAGCACAAACAUGUAUCAGAAAGAUGACUAUAUGAAUGUAGAUGUAAUCAUGUUUUAUGAUUUUUGUCUUUACACUGCCACACUAAGAGAAGCCCCUUACCCAUCUUUCUCUUGUCCUUGCAAACUAACAAAAGUGCUGACAGUAGAAAAUGAAACUGCAUUUCUAGAAUCUGUGAGAACAAAACAAUUAAGAUUCAGGCCUGUAGAAUCUCAGUUCCCUCACUGGCAACAUUGCAAGAGAUAAUGGCCAUCAUCCUGCCAUAGAUUGGGGCACUUGUAUUAAAGCCUUUGUUUCAGGAAUUCUGGGAAAUGUCCUUUGCCCAGCACCUAUAUCAUGUAAUGGAAUAAAUUAACAAUGGGUAGUUGUCCUGCUAGUUACAUCAAGAAUGGGAACAGAUCCAGGCUAGUCGUGAAAAUGACACACGUCUGCCCAAUGGAUACUUGAACUGAUAUCAGAGUUGCCAAAGAAAGAGUGUUUGUUCUUUGAAAUGAUAAACAACUUUUACACGUGUUAAUUGAGUAAGGGGACAACCCCUAAUUAUGCUAAACCAAUGGAAUGAUGCUAAGUCAUAUGUACACGCAACUAACUCAACCAAUAACUUACUGAAUACCUAAUGAACCCAAGGAGAUAAAAGCUGAUGUAAUGUUUCUCAGAACUCUGAAGAACAAUUAGUUUUACUGGGCUUUUAUCGCCCUUGUAUCCACGGUCUUCCCUCUAUUUGAAUAAAGUAACUCA
This is a messenger RNA of Eublepharis macularius, 3349 nucleotides long. RefSeq lists its product as uncharacterized. Bases 1498 to 2403 code for a protein of 301 amino acids. NCBI's taxonomy places the organism in Eukaryota, Metazoa, Chordata, Lepidosauria, Squamata, Eublepharidae. The record is from RefSeq and is a predicted model, not a curated record. The transcript is spliced from 2 exons.